This is a messenger RNA of Paramacrobiotus metropolitanus, 1940 nucleotides long. RefSeq names its product alkaline phosphatase-like. Bases 223 to 1824 code for a protein of 533 amino acids. The transcript is spliced from 10 exons. Gene Ontology annotation, biological process: dephosphorylation. Lineage: Eukaryota; Metazoa; Tardigrada; Eutardigrada; Parachela; Macrobiotidae. The record is from RefSeq and is a predicted model, not a curated record. Gene Ontology annotation, molecular function: alkaline phosphatase activity.
GGUCUGUCAUAUUUCCUGUAUCGUCUGCAUAAAAGGUUGCAGUUGUAUUAAGUUCAGUAGUUCAGUAGUACCCGGGACCCUCCACUUGUCGUAUUAGAAUUAAUUGCGAAUACUUGUGUCAAAGCGUUCUAAAAGAUUAUCCAACUAAAUUCAUGCUUAUAAGUGUCUGCAAACUUUCAACUUAAUCCUUAAUCUUAUUGAAUUAAGACCGGCAGCUGGAACAUGAAGCGCCUUACGUGUUCGGGCCAUAUUUUCGGGAUUAUAACGUAUUUUUUAGCUGCAUGUUUAAUUAUUAAUUGUGUGGAUGCGGAAAGCGCACAGGAAUGGACAGAGAAAGCCAAAGAAGAACUGCGCAUCGCACUGCAAACUAAACCAAUUGAAGUGCGUCCGAAAAACGUGAUAUUCUUUUUGGGUGAUGGAAUGGGCAUCGCGACGCUGACCGCUGCCCGGAUUUACAAAGGUCAACGGGAAGGAAGAACCGGGGAAGAAGGUUUCUUGGCGUUCGAGCGGUUUCCACAUGUCGGAUUGUCUAAGACAUAUGCAGAUAACACGCAGACAACGGAUUCGGCUGCUGCGGCGACCGCAUUUCUGUGCGGAGUCAAGACCAACCGAGGCGUCCUAGGCGUCAACAGCAAUGUGAAACAGGGCAAUUUCAGCGCGGUUCCGGAAAAUGAAAUAUCCUCCAUUUUCUCCUGGGCGCAAAAUGCCGGAAAAGCGACGGGAAUCGUAACCACCACAUCUGUGACACAUGCAUCGCCAGCUGCAGCGUACGCCCAUUCUGCUUCUCGGAGUUGGGAAAGCGAUAAAUCCAUGCCCCAAGAAGCGAAAGCAUUUUCUAAAGACAUUGCACGCCAGCUGAUAGAAGACACGCCAGGAAAAAAUCUGAAUGUAAUUAUGGGCGGCGGACGAUUGAAUUUUUUACCAAGCAGUGCGAUAGAUCUUCCAUCAAACCAGUCAGGAAAUCGUGGUGAUGAUCGUGACCUUUUACAACUAUGGCGUCAGAUGAAAUCCAACACCUCUGAAGGCUCAACGUCGCACAUUGUGACGGACAACGCUCAACUUAGCCAACUUAAUGCAUCGAACACGACAAACGUUUUAGGGCUAUUCAGCAGGGAUCACAUGGAAUAUGAGCUUCUACGUAAUCGAAGUGCCGCUACUGCCACAGAGCCACCACUUCGUGUAAUGACCAGGAAAGCCUUGGAAAUUCUGCAAAAAUAUCCAAACGGGUUUUUUCUCAUGGUGGAAGCCGGCAAAAUUGACUCCGGUCACCAUUCGGGAAUGGCCAAACGCGCACUGCAUGAUACAUUGGAAUUUGAAGCGGCAGUGGAAGAAGCUCUGAAAAUGGUUUCCACCAAUGAUACAUUGAUUUUAGUGACCGCUGACCAUUCUCAUACCUUGGGAUUGGCUGGUUUUGCGGAACGAGGCACUUCCAUACUGAAAUUUGGAGGGGUCGGAGACGAUCAAAAGCCGUACCUUACACUGUCGUACGCCAACGGACCCGGUCACGUAAAGGAAUGGCCCAGAAGGAAUCUGACGGAGGUGGACACCGAAGCCGAUGAUUUUCGGCAAGACGCUCUCGUUCCGCGGAGUUCCGAAACACAUGGUGGUGAAGAUGUGGCGAUUUACGCGACGGGACCGUUUGCGCAUUUAUUUCACAGUCUGCACGAGCAGAACUACAUUGCGGUGGCCUUGGACUAUGCUGCUUGCUAUCGCAAUCAGACUCCGGCGCACUGCAUAGAUCUUGGCAAUGGCUCAAUUCAAUUUCGACUAAAUGCUCUGGUUACCUUGACCUUUGUUUUCUCUUAUUUAAUGGUACAUAUUUGAGUAAUUUUUAUCUGACUUCUAUUUUCUUGAGCAACAACCUGAAAAACCCGCUAAAACACUAUCAAUUUCUCUAAAAACCCUACAAUCUCAGCUGAAAGAAAGCGAAUACCACAACU